CACAUCUCUGCCGUCCAUAAGAAAACAUAUCUACCAAGAACACUUCUAUAUACUCUCUCUCUCUCUCUCUCUCUCUCUCUCUCUCUCAUUUCCCAUUCCGAACCCAGCUGAAUCGCUGAUCUGUGGAAGCUUUCUGGCCUCACACAAGUCAUGGUACCUACUAGGGCCAUCCUUGGCUUACGGAGAGCGGCCCUGCUUCAUCGUCAAAGUGAGUUAUCAGUUCUAGGCAGGAAAGCUUUUAAUACUCAAGCUGCUCCAAAUGCUACUGCAUCCCAGACCCCUCCUCCUCCCCCACCACCUGAGAGAACACAUUUUGGUGGCCUAAAAGAUGAAGAUCGAAUCUUCACCAACAUAUACGGGGUGCACGACCCAUUUCUCAAGGGUGCCUUGAAACGAGGCGAUUGGCACAGGACCAAAGAUCUCGUAGUCAAGGGUGCUGAUUGGAUCGUGAAUGAAAUGAAGAAAUCUGGUCUUCGUGGACGUGGUGGUGCAGGUUUCCCAUCUGGUCUAAAAUGGUCUUUCAUGCCAAAAGUAUCAGACGGCCGUCCUUCCUAUCUUGUUGUUAACGCCGACGAAAGUGAGCCGGGAACCUGUAAAGACAGGGAAAUAAUGAGGCACGACCCUCAUAAAUUGUUAGAAGGCUGCCUCAUUGCUGGCGUGGGAAUGCGAGCUUCCGCUGCAUACAUUUACAUAAGAGGGGAAUACGUUAACGAGCGCCUUAACCUUGAGAAAGCUAGACAAGAAGCGUACGCAGCUGGAUUAUUAGGAAAGAAUGCUUGUGGGUCCGGUUACGACUUCGAAGUGCAUAUCCAUUACGGUGCUGGCGCUUACAUUUGCGGUGAAGAGACCGCGUUGCUCGAAAGCCUGGAAGGUAAACAAGGAAAACCGAGGCUGAAGCCGCCUUUUCCUGCAAACUCAGGGCUUUACGGUUGUCCAACAACUGUCACUAAUGUGGAAACCGUCGCUGUUUCCCCCACAAUUCUGAGACGCGGACCGGAAUGGUUUGCUGGUUUCGGUAGGAAGAACAAUUCUGGGACGAAACUGUUUUGUGUUUCCGGUCAUGUGAACAAACCUUGUACUGUUGAAGAGGAGAUGAGUAUUUCGUUAAGGGAGCUGAUUGACAGGCAUUGCGGAGGUGUCAGAGGUGGUUGGGACAAUCUUCUCGCUGUGAUUCCUGGUGGGUCGUCAGUUCCCUUGCUUCCAAAGGAUAUAUGCGACGAUGUGCUGAUGGACUAUGAUGCACUUAAGGCUGUCCAAUCUGGGUUGGGAACUGCAGCGGUUAUUGUGAUGGAUAAGUCGGCUGAUGUUGUGGAUGCCAUUGCUCGUUUGUCGUAUUUCUACAAGCAUGAGAGCUGUGGGCAAUGUACCCCUUGUAGGGAGGGUACAGGUUGGCUUUGGAUGGUUAUGGAGAGGCUGAAAGUUGGGGAGGCGAAGAUUGAAGAGAUUGAUAUGCUUCAGGAGAUUACAAAGCAGAUUGAAGGGCAUACAAUUUGCGCUUUGGGGGAUGCUGCUGCAUGGCCUGUUCAAGGUCUUAUUCGUCAUUUUAGGCCCGAGCUUGAGAGGAGAAUUAGGGAUCGUGCUCAGAGGGAGUUGCUUCAGGCAGCGGCUGCUUGAGGUUUGAAAUAUAUGCAUUUUUUUCAGUUAUGGUUUGAAAGGAGAACUCUAAACAGUCAUUUUCUUUGUACCAAAAACUUCUCAUAAAUUCUCUCUUGACUACUGCUGGUUGAGAGAUCAUCUUAUUACUUAUUGUUAAAUUAAAUCCCCCAAAACUGUACCAUUAAUUGCCUGUAAGAAAUAAUUUGGUUGUGGGUGAGACUUUUGGUGUUCAGUGUGACAAGUAAUCUGAAUGUUUUACUUAGUUUA
This is a messenger RNA of Impatiens glandulifera, 1863 nucleotides long. RefSeq names its product NADH dehydrogenase [ubiquinone] flavoprotein 1, mitochondrial. Gene Ontology annotation, molecular function: NADH dehydrogenase (ubiquinone) activity; NAD binding; 4 iron, 4 sulfur cluster binding. The coding region runs from base 151 to 1614 and encodes 487 amino acids. Gene Ontology annotation, biological process: mitochondrial electron transport, NADH to ubiquinone. The record is from RefSeq and is a predicted model, not a curated record. NCBI's taxonomy places the organism in Eukaryota, Viridiplantae, Streptophyta, Magnoliopsida, Ericales, Balsaminaceae. The transcript has 2 exons.